This is a messenger RNA of Contarinia nasturtii (swede midge), 3186 nucleotides long. Its product is annotated as elongation of very long chain fatty acids protein AAEL008004-like. The transcript has 8 exons. Gene Ontology annotation, biological process: very long-chain fatty acid biosynthetic process; fatty acid elongation, polyunsaturated fatty acid; fatty acid elongation, saturated fatty acid. The record is from RefSeq and is a predicted model, not a curated record. Gene Ontology annotation, cellular component: endoplasmic reticulum membrane. Bases 890 to 1882 code for a protein of 330 amino acids. Lineage: Eukaryota; Metazoa; Arthropoda; Insecta; Diptera; Cecidomyiidae. Gene Ontology annotation, molecular function: fatty acid elongase activity.
UCCUUGAAAAAAAAAAGAAUGAAUUUUUCGCGCGAAUUCACGUAUUUACAUUCAAUCGUAGAUUGUCAAGUGGUCAAUACAGGCUACGAAAUGUGAUUUUAAUUUCUCUCUCACGCUCUCCCCCUACGUCAAUCAAUUCUCAAUACACAAAUAGAGAGAGACACACACACACGCAAACAAUAAUAAAUAAAUCGUACACCCGAUGAAUUAAAACAAACCAAUCAGCUAACCAACCACAGAGUUAAAAAAAAAACGAUAUAACUCAUAAAAUAAAGAUGGAUAAGCUGAUAAACAAGUGCGAGCACAUUAAGAUUAUUGCCGACACUGGUCGAUAGAGAGCGAAAGCCAACGUGAGCGAGAACGAACGAAAGAGAAUAUCGACAUCGUCUAGAAUAACUUGAUAAAAGGAAGAAAAUCAUUAUAGUAUCUGUUUAUUUAUGCGGUGUUCGUGCUUGUGUGCUCUCGCAAUCGAAUUAAUUGUCAUUUUCGAAAAGUUAUUGAAAAGAAGAGAGACGGAAUGAUUGUGAUGGAAUAUAUCAGGUUUUAUAAAAUCAGUCGGUUUUCAAUUUUGCAUUUUAUUAGCAUUUCAUUCGUCGUGCCGUUCAAAUCGACUGAAAAUUAUUUUUUUCGUUGCCAAUUCAAAAUUCGUUAUUUGUUCUGAAGCAACAGAAAAACAGCACAACUGGCAUUUCACUCAAAAUCAAAUGCAAACCAAAUCAAAUAGAAAUUUGUUAUCGUUCGUUGUGGAUAUUCUAUAGUAUUUUGCCAAUCAUUUGUGUGUUUCUUUUCGUUUAGUGUUUUUGUUGGUUUUUUUUUGUUAUCGUCGUCGUGGUCAUCGUUGUCAUUCGUCCUUUUGAUAAUUUGACUUGACACAUUGACACGUGUUACGAUGGCGUACAUUUUACACGAUAUAUAUGAUUGGUAUCGGGACCUGAUGGAUAACAAAAGUGAUCCACGGGUGAACGAUUGGCCGAUGAUGAUGUCGCCGUUCCCGACAAUCGGAAUCUGCAUAUUCUAUGCAUAUUUCAAUAAAAGCCUAAUGCCAAAAAUAAUGGCCAAUCGCAAGCCAUUUGACUUAAGGAACACUUUAGUAGUUUAUAAUCUUUUUCAAACCGUAUUUAGUAUAUGGAUAUUCUAUGAAUAUCUUGCGAGCGGAUGGUGGGGUCAUUAUAGCUUUAAAUGUCAGCCUGUUGAUUACUCGACCAGCCAACUAGCGUUAAGGAUGGCGGCUACUUGUUGGUGGUAUUACAUAGCUAAAUUCACGGAAUUCUUUGACACAUUUUUCUUCAAUUUGCGAAAAAAGACUGAACACGUUUCAACUUUACAUGUUAUUCAUCAUGGUUGUAUGCCUUUCUCCGUGUGGCUCGGACUCAAAUUUGCACCAGGCGGUCACAGCACAUUCUUUGCCAUGUUAAAUACUUUUGUACAUAUCAUUAUGUACUUCUAUUAUAUGAUUGCCGCCAUGGGACCAAAAUACCAAAAAUACAUUUGGUGGAAGAAGUAUUUAACCGCUUUCCAAAUGGUGCAAUUUGUUGCCAUUUUCAUUCAUCAAUUCCAGCUAUUGUUCAGAGAAUGCGAUUAUCCAAAGGGAUUCAUGAUUUGGAUUGGAUUGCAUGGUGCAAUGUUCUUGUUCUUGUUCUCUGAUUUUUACAAAACCAAAUAUACAUCGAAUCCAAAAAAAGCAGCCGCACUCAAAAAUGGCACAACCAACGGCACUGUCAACGGACAUUGUGCCAACAAAAAUGGUAAAGAGACGACCAUAGCCAAUGGAUAUACUAAAUUGGCCAACGGAUCAAGUUCCAACAAUGGUAAUGGCAUCAAGAACGGCAUUAACGAAAAUGGCCAAAGCAAUCUACGUAAUCGACAAACGGCUGUUAAAUAAACACAAAAUCACUGUCUACAAAUUGAAUUUGCAUACUAAAAUGAAAUAUUUAAAGAUUUAAACAAAAAAAAACAAUUUGUUUUUUUUUUCGAAGCAAUCAAACAAAAACAUUUAUAUUAUUUUUAAUUAUUAUUAUUAAUUUUUUGUUGUUGAAAAAUCAAGAAAAUGAAAAGAGGAAGUGAAUCUAAUCUUUCUUUGAUAGGCACAUAUAAUUUUAUUGAAAGGAAGAAGAAAAAAAAAAAAACAAGAUUAAAAAUGAUGUGGAAAAAUUCUAACUUUACAGAAAAAAUUCAACCCAAAAAAAAUCAAAUGAAGAGCUUACUCAAAGAUAAACACACAAAAAUAAAACAAAGUGAAAAAAAAAAUCAAACUGGCACACAAACUACAUUAGAAAAAAACUUUUUUUAGCUCACCAUGACUUGUCACUCAAGCAGCAUUUAUUUUGAAAAUUGAAACGAAAAUAUGCACAACUUUGUGCGCAAAUAUUUCGAAACAUAUAUUCUUUUUAUGAGUGUACACAAACAAUGAUUCUUCAUAAAUAUUUCGGAAACAAUCGUACAUUAUAGCAGCCGAACAUUUGGCAUUGUACAGAUUUAUACAGAUAUAUAUAUAUAUAUGUAUAUUCAAAACACAAAUUUGCAACAACAAUUUAAUUUGAUAUUCAUCUGCUUUGCAAAGAGCUACUGGCAGAAUCAAAAGUGAAGAAAAAAAAAGAAAAAAAAAAGAAAUCAAAUAUUAUUAAGUAGCAUAGGAUGCAUUCAGAUCUAAUAUUUAACAAUGUAAAAGAAUCUAUUAAUUUAUUUAAUACUUUAUUGAAAGGGAGAAGAAAGGAGCAUAAAUACACACACACAAGAAAAGGCAUCAACAACUACUGUAGGGACAAAAAUUAGUAUGAAUGUUGCGUCUUUGAUUUUAUUUACUGUAGAAAAAAACCAACCACACGGAGUAACAGCGGAGUAACAGACACAGUAACAAGAACAAUAAAUUUAUGCAAAAAUGAAAAUAUCCAAAAUCUAUAUUUUUUAAAUGGAAUUAUGUUUUAAAAUUACACAUAGGAUUAAUUUAUUAUACAAAUAUUCAGAAUGGGUGUUCUAUGGUUAAAAUUUAAAUGAAAAAAAAAAAAUUUAUAAGAUUAAACGUGAAAAAUCACAUUUGCAUUCACAUACAUUCACACAUAAAAACAACAACAACUAUUGCUGCAACAACACGCAAAUGCAACACACAAAUUCAUAUUUAUAAAGUUGUAAUUAAGCUGGAAAAUAGAAAUUAAUUUGAAUAAAUGCUCUUUUUUAUAACCACUGGAA